Messenger RNA from Baudoinia panamericana UAMH 10762, 7250 nucleotides. RefSeq lists its product as uncharacterized. Bases 116 to 6823 code for a protein of 2235 amino acids. The transcript has a single exon. Gene Ontology annotation, molecular function: nucleotide binding; DNA binding; zinc ion binding. The record is from RefSeq and is a predicted model, not a curated record. Gene Ontology annotation, cellular component: epsilon DNA polymerase complex; nucleus. Gene Ontology annotation, biological process: leading strand elongation; nucleotide-excision repair, DNA gap filling; base-excision repair, gap-filling. NCBI's taxonomy places the organism in Eukaryota, Fungi, Ascomycota, Dothideomycetes, Mycosphaerellales, Teratosphaeriaceae.
UUACAAUUACAUUCUUUAUAUAUGCGAUUCAUGAGAGACCGAAUGGCGAGGGACACAAUGUUCAUGCGACGCUGACAUACACUCACUUCGGCCUCCGCGGCCACAUCGACUCGCAAUGCCUGUUCGAAGAAAGGAAGGGCCCCGCCGUUUUGGCAAAGGUCCAGUCAACCAGCGCAUAACGAAGACGAGGACCAUUGGUGCUUCAGAGCUCCGCAGCUCGGAAACCACAAAUCAGAAUGAGCGUCUUGAGGCAACGCGGUUGGCAAACAGUAUUGACGAGAGUCAAGGCUUCGAACGAUUUGAAGCCGGCAAGCCCAGAGUGGGAUGGCUUAUGAACAUGCAUUCCACUACGCUUGAAGAUGCCAAAGUUCCGGGUGGACGAGCGGCAGUGGACUUCUACUUCAUCGGGGAGGAUGGACAAGGGAGGUUCAAGGCGAGCGUGGAGUAUGAUCCGUACUUCUUGCUUGCGGUCAAAAAGGGCAAGGAGCCGGAGGUGGAGGAGUGGGUCAGAAGGACGUUCGAAGGUUCGGUCAAGAACGUGAAGAGAGUCGAGAAGGAGGAUCUGAAGAUGCCAAAUCAUCUGCUUGGCUAUCGAAGAACGUUCUUGAGGCUGGCCUUUGCGAAUGUGAACGAUCUCUUAUCUGUACGGAAGGUGGUGCUACCGAUUGCGGAGAAGAAUCGAAGCAAUGUUAGCCCAAUGGAUACGUAUGCGGAAGUGGCGAGCGCAAACGCUGGGUUCGACUUGUUUGAUGAAGCUCAUCUGGAUGAUCGAAGACCGACUACGCUGGCCGAUGCCUCAGACUUUAUACUCGAUAUUCGAGAGUACGACGUACCCUACCAUGUCCGCGUAGCUGUUGAUCUCGACGUUCGAGUGGGCAAAUGGUACACAGUCGAAGCGAAGCAUGGCCACGUCUCUGUCUCCUGCAUCGAAGAACGCCUAACCCGUGCCGAUCCGAUCGUGAUGGCCUUCGACAUCGAAACGACAAAGCUCCCGCUCAAGUUCCCGGAUGCAAGCAUCGAUCAGGUCAUGAUGAUCUCGUACAUGAUUGACGGCCAAGGUUUCCUGAUCACGAAUCGAGAGAUUGUAAGCGAAGAUAUUCAGGACUUUGACUACACGCCUAAGCCAGAGUUCGAUGGGCCCUUCUUAAUCUUCAACGAGCCAAACGAAGAGGCUGUGCUAGAGCGGUUCUUCGACUGUAUCAAAGAAGCGCGACCGACCAUUAUUGCCACCUAUAACGGUGACUUCUUCGACUGGCCGUUUGUGGAGGCGAGAGCGAGCGUCCAUGGCAUCGACAUGUACCAGGAGAUCGGCUUCCGGAAGAACAACGACGACGUCUACCAAUCUACACAUUGCGCCCAUAUGGACGCUUUCGCAUGGGUCAACAGAGACUCUUAUCUCCCUCAAGGCUCGCGAGGUUUGAAGGCUGUUACCGUGGCAAAGCUAGGCUAUGAUCCGGACGAGCUGGAUCCGGAGCUCAUGACACCGUAUGCCGCUGAGCGACCUCAGGUGCUAGCUGAGUACUCAGUUUCUGAUGCUGUAGCGACGUAUUACCUCUACAUGAAGUACGUGCAUCCAUUCAUCUUCUCGCUUUGCACCAUCAUUCCGCUUGGACCGGACGAUGUGCUGCGGAAGGGAACCGGUACGCUCUGUGAGAUGCUGCUCUGCGUGCAAGCGUACCAAAAGGAGAUCGUCCUGCCGAACAAGCAUGUCCAGCCUCGAGAGUCAUUCUGGGAAGGCCACUUGCUGGAAUCGGAGACCUAUGUUGGUGGGCAUGUGGAGAGUAUCGAAGCCGGUGUCUUCAGAUCCGACAUACCCUGCAAUUUCGCCAUCGAUACGACUGCGGUUGAUGAGCUUCUCAACGAUCUUGAUGCGGCGCUCAUCUUCUCCAUCACGGUUGAGGAAAAGAAGCAGAUGGAGGACAUCGCAAACUACGACGAGGUCAAGGCACAGAUCGCGGACCGACUCAACCAGCUGAAGAUCACGCCGAAUCGGCAGGAGAAGCCUUCAAUCUACCACUUGGACGUAGCAUCAAUGUACCCCAACAUCAUGACCACUAAUCGCCUGCAGCCCGACAGCAUGAUUGAUGAGUCCGCAUGCGCAGCCUGCGAUUUCAAUCGACCUGGUAAGACUUGCGACCGCCGCAUGCCGUGGUCCUGGCGUGGCGAGUUCUUGCCGGCGAAGAGAGACGAGUACAACAUGAUCCGGCACGCUCUCGAGAACGAAAAGUUUCCCGCAAAGAAUCCUAAUGGUCUUGCACGGGCGUUCCAGGACUUGAGUCUUGAUGAGCAGACAGGAAUGGUGAAGAAGCGGUUGACUGAUUAUAGCAAGAAAAUCUACCACAAGAUCCACGAUGCCCGGACUCUCGAACGGGAAGCCAUCAUCUGUCAACGCGAGAACCCAUUCUACGUUGACACAGUCGUCAAUUUCCGGGACCGAAGGUAUGAUUUCAAGGGCAAGCAGAAGGUAUGGAAGGGCAAGACGGCGGAGCUGGAGAAGGCGGGAGCCAGCCAAGGAGAAAUCGAGGAGGCGAAGAAGAUGGUCGUGCUCUUCGACUCGCUGCAGCUGGCGCACAAGGUCAUCCUCAACUCCUUUUAUGGGUACGUCAUGCGCAAAGGCUCAAGAUGGUACUCCAUGGAGAUGGCGGGCGUGACCUGCUUGACCGGCGCCAGGAUCAUCCAGAUGGCUCGUCAGCUUGUCGAGCGUGUCGGUCGGCCGCUGGAACUUGACACGGACGGUAUCUGGUGUAUUCUUCCAGCCACCUUCCCGGAGAACUUCGCUUUCACGCUGAAGAACGGGAAGAAGCUGACCAUUUCCUACCCCUGCGUUAUGCUCAAUCAUCUGGUGCAUGCACGCUUCACGAACCACCAAUACCAAACUCUUGCCGACCCGAACAUGUUCCGGUACGAAACGCAUUCUGAUAACACGAUCUUCUUCGAGGUCGAUGGACCGUACAAAGCCAUGAUCCUGCCGACCAGCAAGGAGGAAGACAAGAAUUUGAAGAAGCGGUAUGCGGUGUUCAAUCACGACGGCACGCUUGCCGAGCUGAAAGGCUUCGAAGUCAAGCGAAGAGGCGAGCUGAAACUCAUCAAGAUCUUCCAGCAACAGAUCUUCAAAUUUUUCCUCGAAGGAUCAACACUGACCGAGACGUACGCGGCCGUAGCGAAAGUGGCAGAUAAAUGGUUGGACGUCCUCCACAGCCAUGGUGCCACACUCGCCGAUGAAGACCUGAUCGAUCUUAUCUGCGAAAACAAGAGCAUGGCGAAAACGCUCGAAGAGUACGGCAGCCAGAAAAGUACGGCCAUCACCACAGCCAAGCGUCUUGCAGAGUUCCUAGGCGAGCAGAUGAUCAAAGACAAAGGCCUGAAUUGCAAGUACAUCAUUGCCUCUCGACCAAAGAACGCCCCUGUGACCGAUCGCGCCAUCCCCGUUGCCAUCUUUUCGGCAGAAGAGAGCAUUAAGCGCUUCUACCUGCGGAAGUGGAUGCGUGGUGACCCCAGCGACGAUAUGGACCCGCGGGACAUCAUUGACUGGGAGUACUACCUCGAACGGCUCGGCUCAGUCAUACAGAAGCUUAUCACUAUCCCUGCGGCCUUGCAGAAGGUGAAGAAUCCUGUACCUCGAGUGGCUCAUCCGGAUUGGCUGGAUCGACGUAUAAGGACGAAGGAGGACGUGAUGAAGCAAAAGAAGAUGACUGAUCUUUUCCAGAAAGCGCCGUUAGCGGAAAGGCAUCCCAACACGCUCACUCAGCGCCUAGGUGGAGGAGAUAUAGAGGACUUCGGUGCCACGCCUAUGUCGAAACUGAAGCCUGCGACCGCUGCGAGAAUCGUCAAAGCCCAGGCGCGGAAGCGGAAAGCGGUCGAGCCAGCACCUGCGACAGUGGACCCGUAUGACUCUCUCCCUGCAACUAUGCCCAGCAUUACUGAAGACUACAAAGGUUGGCUGAAGUAUCAGAAGAAGAAGUGGAAGAUUCAGAAAGCGGCUCGCAAACGCCGGCGUCAACUCUUCGGAGAGAAGCGUGGAGAUGCCACCGAUGCCAUUGGUACCUUCUUCCGCCAGCAGGCAGAGCUGGUCUACACCAGUGACUGGCAAAUCCUGCAACUUCGAGAGACAGAGACGCCUGGCGAGGUUCGAGCCUUUGUCUUGAUCGACAAGAAGGUUCACCAUCUGAAAGUCAUAGUGCCAAGGCAGGUGUUCCUGAACCUAAAAGAGGAUGAGCUGCCGGACGUUGAGGUUGAAGGCGUGAAGGCGGAGAAGGUGGUGAACUGGACACUGCCCAACGGUCAUCCGAGCAAACAUCUCUUCAAGUUGAGCAUGAGCGAGCACACCUACGUGCAAGAGGCGGCGAAACUGCGACGACUGUUCGAGCACCCGAGCGUGGAAGGAGUGUAUGAGCGUAAUGUCCCGCUCAACGUCCGCGCGAUGAUGGAGCUGGGCUGUGUCUGCACCUUCGACCAGAGCCAGCGUGGAGUCCUUGGCAGAGGGCUGGAGCAAGGCUUCGACCUGUCCACCCUCCGCACGGUGCCGCCUAAGCAGCCGUACAUGAGCACUGCUGCAUCCCUGAGUUAUCUUGCGCUGUACCACAUCAGCGCCGGCGAGCGGCAAAUAUACGCCCUCUUCUCGUCCAAGCGACCCGAAGCGAAGAUUGUGAUCCUCAAUCGAGCGCGCAGCGAGCAGAGCAUGCCAAAUGUCGACCGUAUCUACGAAGAGAUAAUAGCGCGAAAGCUCCAGGAAGCGGGUGGUGAGCCGUGGCAGAAGGUGGUCGAAUACCAAGACUUUCUGCACUUCAAAACCGUGCAGGUCACAACGCAGCGAAGAGCGCUGCAAGAACUAGGCGAUGCCAUCAAAAAGAUCCAGAAGGAGGAUUCGGGGCCAACAGUGUUGGUUCUGCAAUCAGGGAGCGCGCAGAUGCUCGCAAAUGACCUGCCGGUUCUGCAAAGCUAUCCUCUGCUGCAGCUGCAGCCAGAGGAGAACGACAAGGCGUUGCCGCCAUUGGGAUGGCAGUCGUUUGUCGCAAAACGCUUGGUGAGUCACUACCUAGAUCUGGGGACCUGGAUCUCGCAUCUCGUGGAAUUUGCUCGGUAUGGCAACGUGCCACUCUGCAACCUUGAGAAGGACGACCCACGGUUUCUGAUCGAUAUCACAUACGCUCGGCGGCUCCAGAAAGAGCGCGUUGUGCUGUGGUGGUCUCAGGGCGCUCGGCCUGACCACGCGGGUCACGAGAAGGACGACAUAUUAAGCUCGAUGGAGGUGGUUGACACGCCAGCGGUCAAUAACCCAGGCACCUACUCCUCGGUCUGCAUCGAUCUGAGCAUCAAGAACCUAGCCAUCAAUACCAUCUUGUCCGCGGCCGUGUUGAACGAUGUCGAAGACAGUGACCCCAUUGGUAUAUCGGGCGCCAGCGCCAAGGAAGACACGCUAGAAGACGCCACGCAGGUGGUUGCCUCCGAGAACGCUUUCGCUAGCGCAGGUAUCAACGCGCUGCGAGAGAUGCUGCGUGUUUGGUGGCAAGAAGCCUGCAACAACAAUUCCGGCAACACAAUGGCGGAUGUGCUCGUAAUGCACCUUGUUCGGUGGGUAGAAAGUCCGUCCUCCCACCUCUACGACCGGAAUCUGUUGUACUAUGUCCAAAUGAUGUCACGCAAGGCCUUCCAGCAGCUGAUGUCUGAGUUCCGGCGCGUCGGAUCGCAUGUCGUCUUCGCCAAUGCGGGCAGACUGCUGUUGCAAACGUCGAAGGCGGAGGUCGGAAACGCCUACGCUUACAGUCAGUACAUCCUUAAGAGCAUCGCAUCCAAGCCAGCCUUCCAUUUCCUGGACUUGGCCAUUACGGAGUACUGGGACUACCUGGUGUGGUAUGAUGAGUUCAACUAUGGCGGCAAAGGCUGCACCGAGGUGGUGGAGGUUGAGGAGCAACGGCUGGACACCAUUAUGCAUUGGCAGAUGGCCACCUUCUUGCCGCCGAUCCUUCAGCCGAACUUCAAUGCCUGGAUUGUGGAGUACAUUGAGCUGAUGCAUCAACGCAAGCGACCUGCAGGGGCUGUUAACGGUGUGCAGAGAACGACACAGCUGCCCAUGCAUGCUUCGGCACUCGACUCGGAAAAGGACGACCAAACGACGCCAGGCACCGUACUCGCCAAGACCUUCUCCAAGCCGCUGCAGAAGCAGAUUGCGCAGCUUAUACGGCGCCAGCGAACAGAGUCUCUGCACGAAGAUCUCGCGGGGGACUGGCGCUUCCCGGCAAUGCCAGGCUCGCAUUUGAACCUACAGAAUCCGGUCCUCGAGCUCGUGAAGAGCAUUAUGCAAGUCCUCAGCCUAGACAAGACCAUCACGCUCGAGGCACGACUGCUGCGCAAAGAGCUGCUCCACCUGUUCGAGAUCCGCGAAUUCAGCGCUGAAGGCUCCUUCGCGAAUCCGAGUACAAGUCUCACACUCAAACAGCUGAGCUGUGCCGAGUGCACCAUCCCUCGCGACAUCGACCUUUGCCGUGAUAGCGACCUCAGCCACACGGAUGAUCUACAGCGGACUCUGGUUGCCAAAUGCAGCAACUGCGGCGCCACGUUCGACCGGCUGGCCAUCGAGGAGAGACUGCUGGCAGAUGUGCAGAAGGUUGUCUUGCAGUGGAUGACUCAAGAUCUAAAGUGUAAGAAGUGUGCCAGGAUACGGAGCAAUGAGUUCAUGGACCAUUGUGCUUGUGCGGGCGAGUGGACGACAAGCAUGAAGAGGGAUGAUGUGGUAAGGCUUUUGCGAGUGCAUGAGAAGGUGGCUACGUUUUACGGGUUGAGGAUGCUGGAUGGUGUCUUGACAGGUGUUAUGGCUGGGCUAUGAUGGGUUUGUUGAGAGGUGCACAGCGAAGGCGUUGGAUGUGGGCUGUUCAUGACUGUAACGUGGUUGUAUAGAGCUGAGCGUUGCAUGUGACAGCGGUUUCACCCGGCGCUAACGCAGGGCUCGACGUCACUGGCCGAGAGCUGCAUGCGUCCCCUCUACAGAAGCAUAACAAUUAUUUCCCUUAACACUUUCGUGUACCCUUAUUAGCAACUACAGAACCGUCAACAACAUCUACGCAAUCGCAGCCAUGUCCGCACCGACCUUGAUCAACCUUCCACCACCGCCCUCAGACCCCGUCACGCCCUCCGAGGUACCGUAAGUAUUGCCCUACUCCCUCGCCUGCUUCACCAACUCACCAAACAAAUGCAGCUCCCGUAGCGGCACCCCCAACUCAACGACCACCUCCAUGUCCGAGCUAUCCACCGUC